This is a messenger RNA of Miniopterus natalensis, 7404 nucleotides long. RefSeq names its product polycystin-1-like protein 2. The record is from RefSeq and is a predicted model, not a curated record. Gene Ontology annotation, biological process: detection of mechanical stimulus. Gene Ontology annotation, molecular function: calcium ion binding; calcium channel activity; protein binding. Gene Ontology annotation, cellular component: membrane. NCBI's taxonomy places the organism in Eukaryota, Metazoa, Chordata, Mammalia, Chiroptera, Miniopteridae.
AUGAGCACAGCAGGCCUGGUCCUCCUGGGGCUUGCUCUGAGGUUUACCGCCACUACUGCUAAGCCAGAGGAGGGCGGCUUUUGCUCUAAGAGCCAAGUGGCUUUCAGAGACUCUUGCUAUGAAUUUGUGCCUUUUGGCCGCUCUUUCUAUGGUGCCCAGAACUGGUGUGAGGGGCGAGGAGGCCAUUUGGUCUUUGUUCGUGAUGAAGGCACCCAGCAGUUUCUACAGAAGCACAUCUCUCAGGACAGGGAAUGGUGGAUUGGACUCACAGGGAACUCGGCUCAGAAUGGAACCGCAGAAGGGCCGGGGAUCUGGCUGGACGCCUCAAAUGUGAACUACAGCCACUGGCACGGAGGGCAGGCCUCUCCUGCUCCCAACACCUGCGGCUUCAUUGGGAGGGACCCUUCUUCCAGGUGGGCUGCCUCGGACAACUGCACGCAGUCCUUCGCCUUCAUCUGCGAGUUUGGUGUCGGCCAGAGUCUGGCCUGCGAGGGCCUCGAUGCUACCAUGCACUGUGGCUCGGGGGAGGUCAUCCAGAUCCAGGAUGCCUUCUACGGGCGCCAGACUCCCCAUUAUUGUACCCAGAACGCCGGCCACCCCCUGGACCUGGAGGAGGAAUGCAGCUGGGUCAGCGUCAAGGAUGAAGUAGCAGGACAGUGCCAGGGGCUGCAGGCAUGCCAGCUGGCAGCAAAUGGGACCUUCUUUGGAGACCUGUGCCCCACCCGGGGCAGCUACCUGUGGGUGCAGUACCAGUGUUGGGAAGGCCUGCAGCUGACCGUGUCCAAUGACAAUUUCAUUUUUGACAAUGUCACCAUCUCUCUGACGUGGCUCCUCUCCCCCUACAUUGGAAACCUGUCCUGUGCAAUUAGUAUGGGGGAUGGCCACACUUUUGAUCCCUACUACCCACCCAGUUUGUCUAGCAACGUGAUCCACCAAUUCACAACCCCUGGGGAAUUCACAGUGUUUGCUGAGUGCACAACUAGUGAGUGGCAUGUGACAGCUCAGAAGCAAGUGACAAUUCGAGACAGGCUGGAGAGACUCCGUGUGACUGGGUGCUCUGGCUUGUCCAAGUCAGGAGCCAGCCCUCUCUGCCGGGCUGUCUUCAAGGACCCUAUGUGGAUUCAGGUGGAAUUCGGUGGAGAAACGGGGGUGACUUAUACUGUGCUGUCAGAUAACACAACCCUGGCUGAGUCUACCACACAGUGGGGCCUACUCCCCUACAAUCUCACCCUGGAUGGAGCAGCCCAGCAAUGGAUGGGCCCGGGGAUGCACCACCUGGAGAUCCGAGCCACCAGCAGCACCAUCACUUCGGCACCCUCCACAAAUAUCACAGUCCUCUUCAUGGAGCCCUUGUCAGGGCUGCAGGCCUCCUGGGCUUCUGACCACUUGGAGCUUGGACAGAACCUACGGGUCAACAUCUCAGUGUCUCAUGGUAUCCCAGAAGAGCUGACCUUUGAGGUAGCAGGACUCAAUGCAUCUUUCUCCCAUGAGGAGGAGAGUCUUGGACAGCCAUCUGGAAUUUACCAUGUGGCAGUUCCUCUUGAAGGCACCUUUCUGGUCACCGUGCUGGCGAGGAAUGCCCUCUCAAACUUGAGUUUGGAAAUCGGAAGCAUCACUGUUGCAGCUCCUUCCAGUCUCCAAGAACCAUCUGGAACAAAUGCUGAGGAAAAGAAUAGAGAUAAAGGGGAUGUGCAGGUAUACGUGGAACCUGGUCGGUACGUGGAUCCUUUCACGACAGUGACUCUGGGCUGGCCGGAUAGCGACAAGGAUUUACGCUUCCAGUGGUCAUGUGGCCGUUGCUGGGCUCAGUGGAGCGACUGUGUUGAGAGGCAGCUGCUUCGCACAGACCAGAGGGAGCUGGUGGUUCCGCCGUCCUGCCUGCCACCACCUGAUUCUGCAGUCACCCUGCGCCUGGCCAUCUGGAGAGGCCAGGAGCUGGAGAAGCAGGAGGAGCAGUGCCUCUAUGUGUCUACCCCCUUGGAACUCAGGCCUCGAAUCAGUUGUGAGAUGAACUGCGGGCCAGUAAAUGCCAGUGAAGACGUUAUGCUCAGGGUCACCAUGGGGGAUGACUCCCCAGAAGCCAUAUUCAGCUGGUAUUUAGAUGACAACCCACUAGAGAAGACCCAGCCCCUGCCGGCAGCCUGCAGACUCCGAGGAUUUUGGCCAAAUUCUUUAACCCUCCUUCAGAGCAACGUGUCCACCCUGCUGCUGAACAGCUCCCUGCUGCAGCCCUGGGGCCAGGCCAUCCGAAUCAGAGUCACAGCAAUGAUCAGGCACGCCUACGGGGAGGACACCUAUGUCAUCAGCUCUCUGCCUCUGCCCGAGGUGCCAGCCUGCACCAUUGCCCCAGAGGAGGGCACCGUUCUAACAAGCUUCGCCAUCUUCUGCAACACCUCCGCUGCUCUGGGCACCCUGGAGUACUGCUUCUGUCUGGAAUCAGGUUCCUGUCUACACUGUGGCCCUGAACCUGCCCUCCCGUCAGUUUAUCUCCCACUUGGGAAAGAAGACAACGAUUUUGUGCUGACAGUGGUCGUUUCUGUUUCCAAUCACGCGGGGGACAGACGGCACACCCAUGCAGCAGUUAAGGUGGGACUUGGAGGUGCUCGUGUCGAGGAUGUGGCAUUCCAGGCCGCAGUGUCGGAAAACAUUACCGCCAUUCUACGAAGCGAGCAGGGUCCAGAGCUGCUCUUCCAGCUAGCCAGGUCCGUGUCCUCCAUGCUGGACCAGGAGUGCCAGGGACAGGGAUCCAAGCAGCCCCACAGAAUGGACGCCAGACAGAAGGUCAGAGAGCGUGUGCUGGAGUCGCUGUCUGCAGUCACCACCACCCUGGGGGACAUGCAGAGGGUGCAGGGGCUGGCCAAGGUGCUGAGAGAGGUGACCCAUCGCAGUGAGGAGCUCACGCCCUUGGCCCAGUGGGAGGCCAGCUCUGCUCUGCAGCAUGCCAGUGAGGCUCUGUUGGCAGUGAGUGCCAAGGCCCGUCCUGAGGACCAGAGGCGCCAGGCAGCCACCAGGGACCUGUUUCAGGCUGUGGGCAGCGUGCUAGAAGCUUCCCUGAGGGACAGACUAGAAGAGUCUCUGGAGGCCAAUGGCAGCCAGGUGGCCACAGUGCCCCAGCUGCUCAGAGCUGUGGAGCAUAUACGGGCUGCCCUCCUGCUGGGGAGACUGCCCAGGGGCCUUCCAUCCAUACUGGCUACCUCCUCCAUCUCCGUGUACACAAACAGAAUUCAGCUCCGGAGUUGGCAAGGCUCCUCUGUGCACAUUGGUGCUGCCAGCUCUGCCACCUUCACCCUGCCUGCUGCCUCCUCCCUUGGCUCCGUGGAGGACUAUCAGGAGCCUGUGGACAUAUGGAUGAUGAGUUUCCCAAAGAGCCCUUUCCCAGCCCAAAGUCACUUCAAUGUCAGCGGAACUGUUGGUGGCCUCACUCUGACCAGCCCUAGUGGACAGCUCAUAUGCAUGAAGAAUCUGUCUGAGAAUAUUGAGAUCCUGCUGCCUCGGCUUUCAGAAGGACACAGCGAGCCAACUGUGUUGAAUCUGACUAGUCCUGAAGUUCUGUGGGUGAACCUGACUUCAGGGGGCGCGGCUUUGGGGAUCCAUCUGCACUGGAGACCUGACAUCCCACUCACACUCAGCCUGGGCUAUGGCUACCACCCCAACAAGACCAGCUACGAUGCCAAAGCUCACCUUCCACCAAUGGCUCCUCCAGAUGGGCUGUCCACAUGGAUCCUGAGCCCAGAGGACUUGCAUUUUGGAGAAGGUGUCUACUAUCUAACAGUGAUCCCCGAGUCUGACCUGGAGCUGACCCCUGGCACAGACCUCACGGUUGGCAUCACCACCUUCCUUUCCCAUUGUGUGUUUUGGGAUGAGAUCCAAGGAACUUGGGACAACUCUGGGUGCCAGGUGGGGCCAUGGACCACCCCUUCCCAGACACACUGCCUCUGCAACCACCUCACCUUCUUCGGAAGCACAUUCUUGGUGAUGCCCAAUGCCAUCCAUGUCCGCCAGACAGAGGAGCUCUUUGCCACCUUCGAGGACAACCCUGUGGUCGUGACCACUGUGGGCUGUCUCUGUGUGGCCUACGUGCUGGUGGUGAUCUGGGCAAGGAGGAAGGAUGCUCAGGAUCAGGCCAAGGCGAAGGUCACGGUGCUGGAGGACAAUGACCCCUUUGCCCACUACCACUACCUGGUGACAGUCUACACUGGACACCGGCGAGGGGCAGCUACUUCCUCGAAGGUGACUCUCACCCUAUAUGGCCUGGAUGGAGAGAGUGAGCCCCACCACCUGUCAGACCCUGACAUCCCGGUUUUUGAAAGAGGAGGAGUGAAUGUGUUCUUACUCUCCACCCUGUUCCCCCUGGGGGAACUGAGGAGCCUGCGGCUGUGGCAUGACAACUCAGGGGACCAGCCAUCCUGGUAUGUGAGCCGGGUGCUGGUGCACGACCUGAUGAUGGGCCGGAAGUGGCAUUUCCUCUGCAACUCGUGGUUGUCCAUCGAUGUUGGAGACUGUGUCCUUGACAAAGUAUUUCCAGUGGCUACAGAGCAGGACAGGAAGCAAUUCAGCCACCUGUUUUUCAUGAAAACCUCCAUGGGCUUCCAGGAUGGACACAUUUGGUAUUCCAUCUUCAGCUGCUCAGCUCAGAGCAACUUCACCCGUGUCCAGAGGGUGUCCUGCUGCUUCUCCCUGCUCCUUUGCACCAUGCUGACCAGCAUCAUGUUCUGGGGUGUCCCCAAGGACCCAGCUGAGCAAAAAAUGGACUUGGGUAAAAUUGAAUUCACUUGGCAAGAAGUGAUGAUUGGACUAGAAAGCUCUCUCCUCAUGUUCCCCAUCAACCUCCUGAUUGUUCAGAUCUUUCGAAACACCCAUCCUCGGGUCACUAAGGAGCAGAACACUGGGAAAUGUGACGGGGGGUCUCCCAGUCCAGUUCUCUCACCACAGCCCAUGGAGAAUGGCCUUCUGACACCUGAAGUGGUGACCAAGGAUAUGUGGAGGCUUGUCAGCUCCCUGUUUAAAGCUCUGAAGUUGCCAUCCCCUGCCUCGGGCUGGGACUCAGCAAACUUGAUGGACAUCAACCAACUACUGGCCUUGCUGGAAGACGUCAUCUGUCUGCAGAACAUGGCAGGGCAGAUGUUCUGGGAAGAAGCCAAAGAGAGAGAGGACCCGUUAACACUCACUCUUGGGUCAGUACAAGUGAAAGAAAAAAUGCAAUGCCUGACAUGUGGGAUGGGCCCAAGCGACCCUUGGAAGAACAGUGUGUACAGGCAGUGUCUUUACCUUCAGCUGGAGCAGGUGGAACAAGAGCUGCGGCUGGUGGGGCCUCAAGGCUUCCCCCAGUGCCAGAGCCAUGCUCGGGCUCUCACACAGCUUCAGACCCUAAAGGGCUGCCUCAAGGGACAGCUGGGCACUCUACCUCCAGCACAGACCAGCUCCCAGAGAGUAAGCAAGCCCCCUCGAGGUCUGCCCUGGUGGUGUGUCCUGGUGGGCUGGCUCCUGGUGGCAGCCACCAGCAGUGUGGCAGCCUUCUUCAGCAUGCUAUAUGGCCUGCACUACGGGCGGACCAGUUCCCUCAAGUGGCUCAUCUCCAUGGCCAUCUCCUUUGUGGAGAGUGUGUUUGUCACCCAGCCCCUGAAGGUGCUGGGCUUUGCUGCCUUCUUUGCACUGGUCUUGAAGAGCGUGGGGGAUGAAGAGGAGCCUAUCGCCCCUCUCCUGGGAUGUCUGACCAGCCCAGACCCCUCUGCCUUGUUCCGAGUACGAAGAAACAGCAGAAAGGAUGUCUACCAGCCGCCACUGGCCACUGACAUUGAGAAGAUGAAAACCACCCAACGCAAGGAACAGAAAGCAUUUGCCCUAAUUAGAGAAAUCUUGGCGUACCUGGGCUUCCUGUGGAUGCUGUUGCUGGUGGCCUAUGGACAGAGGGACCCCAGUGCCUACCACUUCAACAGACACCUCGAGCACAGCUUCACCAAAGGCUUUUCAGCUGUCUUGGGCUUCCAGGAGUUCUUCACAUGGGCCAACACCACCCUUGUGAGAAACCUGUACAGUCAUCACCCAGGCUUCAUCACCGAUGGGAACUCUAAACUGGUUGGCAGUGCCCAGAUUCGCCAAGUGAGAGUCCGGGAAAACUCUUGCCCUCUUGCCCCACAGUUGAGGGCUUCUCUUGAUGGGUGCCGUGCACCAUAUUCCCUGGAUGCUGAAGACCUGUCAGACUAUGGGGAAUGCUGGAAUGCCUCCAACCUCAAUAGCGGCAAGGGCUUUUCCCAGGCUUGGCAGUACCAGAGCCAGAAACAGCGCCGAGGGUAUCCCAUCUGGGGCAAACUCACUGUGUACCGGGGAGGAGGUUAUGUGGUCCCCUUGGGGACGGAUCGCCAAAGUGCAGCAAGAAUUCUCCAGUAUCUCUUUGACAACACCUGGCUGGACAGCCUGACCAGGGCCGUGUUUGUGGAGUUCACUGUCUACAACGCCAACGUCAACCUGUUCUGCAUCAUCACUCUGACCCUGGAGACCAGCGCUCUGGGAACCUUCUUUGCACAUGCAGACCUGCAGAGCCUACGCCUGUAUCCCUUCACCACUGGCUGGCACCCCUUUGUGGUGGCGGCAGAGGUCACCUACCUCCUGUUCCUCAUCUACUACAUGGUCGUGCAGGGCAAGCUUAUGAAGAAGCAGAAAUGGUGCUAUUUCCACAGCAAGUGGAACCUUCUGGAUCUGGCCAUCAUCUUGGCUAGCUGGAGUGCCCUGGUGGUGUUUGUGAAGAGGGCCAUCCUAGCGGAGCAAGACAUCCAGCGAUACCGAAAACACGGGGAGGAGGUGAUCAGUUUCAGUGAGACAGCAGCAGCUGAUGCUGCCCUUGGCUACAUCAUUGCCUUCCUGGUACUGCUGUCCAUGGUGAAACUUUGGCAUCUGCUCAGGUUGAACCCAAAAAUGAACAUGAUCACAUCAGCCCUGCGCCGCGCCUGGGGGGACAUUUCAGGCUUUGUCAUCGUCAUCCUUAUCAUGCUCCUGGCUUACUCCGUUGCGUCAAACUUAAUAUUUGGUUGGAAACUCCGUUCCUACAAAACCAUCUUUGAUGCAGCAGAAACGAUGAUCAGCCUUCAGCUAGGAAUCUUCAACUACGAGGAGGUCCUGGACUACAGCCCAGUGCUCGGCUCCUUCCUAAUUGGGUCCUGCAUUGUUUUCAUGACAUUUGUUGUGCUGAAUCUAUUUAUCUCUGUCAUCCUGGUGGCCUUCAAUGAAGAGCAAAAAUACUAUCAGCUGUCAGAGGAAGGAGAGAUUGUUGAUUUGCUGCUGAUGAAAAUACUCAGUUUCCUGGGCAUUAAAUGUAAAAGACAGGAGACUGGAAGCUGCAGUGAGCAGCCCGAAUUGCCGUCAGAGGCCCAGCCCCCUCAGCCUGCACCAGCUGCACCCCAGGUUUAA